GUUAGAAAACGCGGGGCGUGAGGAGCUUAAGUUCGCGCUGAACCACGCGAGUGGUAAGACCUGCCCCUUCCGGUUACGUAACCCUUGCAAGAUGGCGGCGCCGUGGAGGUCCCUGCGCCUAGUGGCCCCCAUAUGGAACAGAAGUACCAGGGGUAUCCAUCACCUGGGUGGGGCAGUGGACCCAGAGAGCAAUCAGAAGAAGAGGAGGACAAUGCUCCAGUACCUGUCCGACUAUUUCUAUGAUGUGGAGUCUCUGAGGGGUUAUUUUCUCCAAAAUGAGAUGGUCAAGGUGCAUCAGAAAAAUCGAUCCUUCGCCUACCUGGGGGAGACAUAUGGUCCAAACAACGCAGGUGCCUUUUUCAUCCUGAAGCAGGGAGGCGCAGUCAAGUUUCGAGACAAGGAGUGGAUCAGGCCAGAUAAGUAUGGCCAUUUCCCUCAGGAAUUCUGGAAUUUCUCAGAGGUGCCUGUGGAAGCUGUGGAUGCCAGUGACUGUGCCAUCAACUACGAGGGCCUGGAAAACCUCUACCUCCUGAAGGAGCUCCAGUCCUUGUCGCUGCAGCGCUGCCCCCACGUGGACGACUGGUGUCUCAGCCGCCUCUACCCACUGGCCGACUCGUUGCAGGAGCUCUCGCUGGCCGGUUGCCCCCGCAUCUCCGAACGUGGCCUUGGCUGCCUCUACCACCUCCAGAACCUCCGCUGGCUGGACAUCUCCGACCUCCCUUCCGUGUCCAACCCAGGCCUCACUCAGAUCUUGGUGGAGGAGAUGCUGCCCAACUGCAACGUUGUGGGGCUCAACUUGGCUGAGGGCCUGAAGUUGGGGCCAGAGGAGCAGCCUCGGGACACAGACAGGCCCGUCCCUGCCUAGCCUUCAGCCCUGUCCCCAUUCAAGCGGCUUUUCAGCGGACUGCAUGGAAUGUCUGGUAGCUCACCAC
Molecule: messenger RNA, 932 nt
Organism: Sapajus apella (tufted capuchin)
Lineage: Eukaryota; Metazoa; Chordata; Mammalia; Primates; Cebidae
Gene: DMAC2
Product: distal membrane arm assembly complex 2
Exons: 6
Coding region: 92-865 (257 amino acids)
Source: RefSeq, a predicted model, not a curated record